Fusarium tjaetaba is the source of this 2304-nucleotide messenger RNA. RefSeq names its product family oxidoreductase. Lineage: Eukaryota; Fungi; Ascomycota; Sordariomycetes; Hypocreales; Nectriaceae. Bases 1 to 2304 code for a protein of 767 amino acids. Gene Ontology annotation, cellular component: cytosol. The record is from RefSeq and is a predicted model, not a curated record. Gene Ontology annotation, molecular function: adenine deaminase activity; oxidoreductase activity. Gene Ontology annotation, biological process: hypoxanthine salvage; adenine catabolic process. The transcript is spliced from 5 exons.
AUGGCCUCCAACCCAUUUGCUUAUUACCGGCGAUCAUGGCGAGUCCUUCACACCUCUAUCCUACAUCACUUCCCAUUGACCGUCAACAUCAUGUCUUUUACAACAACUGUCACUGCGGCACCCCCGCCCGGUCAGCCAGAUAUUGCUUACGCUCCAAACUACGAAAACUACCAAGCCAGAACAGCCAAGCGACUCAAAGAGGGGAACCUUCCGGCUUCGGUCCCGGAUGGCUUCCCAAAGCAAUUGACGGGAGAUCUUGUCUGGGAAGGCGACUCAGUUGGCCAAAGUUAUGACUGGACUUUUAAAUUGUCUGAGGAACAGCUCGGCGAGAUUGAUCAGGCUUUGCGGCAUUUCAAAGAUCUUGGCCUUUCACUUGGACACAUCUCGACAGAGACAUUCCCUCUACCCAAGCUACACUCAGAACUCCGCAAGUUAUCCGAUGAGCUACACAAAGGCCACGGCUUCUUCGUCAUCCGCGGCGUCAACGUAGAUAACUACACCCGCGAAGAAAACGCAAUAAUCUACGUCGGCAUCUCAUCACACAUCGCAUCACAGCGCGGUCGUCAGGACAGCAAAUUCGACGGCAAACCCGCCGACGUUGUCCUCACUCACGUCAAGGAUCUCAGCGCUGGUCAAGAUAAAAGCGUGAUCGGAAGUCCAGCUUAUACUACUGACAGACAGGUCUUUCAUACUGAUUCGGGUGAUAUUGUGUCGCUGUUCUGUCUAGAGACGGCGCUGGAGGGCGGUGCGAGUAGGAUUGCGAGUACGUGGAGGGUUUACAAUGAGCUGGCGAGAACGAGGCCUGAUUUGAUUCAUACCUUGUCGCAGACUUGGGAUGUUGAGAACUUCGCAAACCCGAAUAAGAAGUUUACGACUCGGCCGCUUCUCUAUCAUCAAAAGGCAACCGAUACACUACCUGAGAGAGUUGCCCUGCAGUACGCUCGCCGAUACUUUGUUGGAUUCGGUGCACUGCCACGGAGUCACGACAUCCCACCUAUCUCAGAAGCUCAAGCCGAAGCACUCGAUGCACUUCACUUCUUGGGGGAUCAACUAAGCGUUUCAACAAACUUUGCAAAAGGCGAUAUGCAAUUCAUCAACAACCUUGCCGUAUUCCACGCUCGAGAUGCAUUCACCGACUCGCCGACGCAUCAACUCCUUACGUCACAAGAACGGCAGAGGCUGAAGGAGGAGCUGCUAGCAACGAACGAUGAGUUCAUACGACAGAUCCCCAAGGUCGAAAUGCACAUCCACAUCGAUGGAAUGAUCACACCAGAGCUUCGAUGGAAACUGGCCCAAAUAAAUGGAUUAGAAGUGCGCAUGGGAAAGAACAAGCCCAUCAUCAAAUCUCUGGAUGACCUGAAGAAAGCCUACGCAUCCAUCAUAUCAUCUUCCCAGCGACACCAAUACGAACAUCUCGAUCCGUCUCUGAUCCCACCUACCUUCUUCGAAGCCUACUAUUCUAGCCACGAUGUCCUCCGAAAGCGACAGGACUUUUAUGACGUCGCAAUGGCGUAUUUUCAAGGCGCUUCGGAGAUGAAUGUGCGAUAUUGUGAAGUGUUUUUUGACCCGCAGGCACAUACCAGCCGUGGUGUUUCUUGGGAUGAUAUGAUGGGAGGACUUCGUGAUGCGCAAAACGAGGCAGCCAGGACCCUAAAUGUCAAAGCCGCUUGGAUCAUGUGCUUUCUUCGCGAUCAAUCCCCAGACUCUGCGAUGGAACACUAUAAAGCAGCGCUUCCAUAUCGAGACAUGAUUAUUGGUAUUGGUCUCGAUUCAAACGAACACAAACGGCCUCCUGUUCUAUUCAAGGAAGUCUUCCAGCAGGCUAAGAAGGAUGGUUUCAAAAUCACAGCGCAUUGCGAUGUCGGUCAGGAAGACACAUAUCAGAACAUCCACCAGCUCAUCUCGCCCUCAGAGGGAAUUCUCACACAUCGCAUUGACCACGGCCUAAACGCAGCAGACAAACCAGAGCCCUUAGAGCUUAUCACGAGCCAAGGUAUCGGCAUGACAAUCUGUCCUUGGGCUUAUCUGCGGCGCUUCAAUCUUGAGGAAAUUGGACGGCGUAUGCGGACGUUGAUUGAUGUAGGUGUCAAGAUUUGCAUUUCUAGCGAUGACCCUCCAUUCAUGGAGGGCGCGUGGAUUAUGCAUAAUAUGCUGCUUGCAAGACAGUUGUGUGGCUUGUCCGAAGAGGAUGUUGUACAGAUGAUGAGGGAUGCGGUGGAAAUUUCUUGGGCAGUUCAGGACGUGAAGACGGAAAUUUUGGCAGAGCUUGACAGGAAUUCAUACAGAUCCAGGAACAAAGGAUAG